Messenger RNA from Salvia miltiorrhiza (redroot sage), 1458 nucleotides. RefSeq names its product UDP-glycosyltransferase 83A1-like. The record is from RefSeq and is a predicted model, not a curated record. The transcript has 2 exons. Gene Ontology annotation, molecular function: UDP-glycosyltransferase activity. NCBI's taxonomy places the organism in Eukaryota, Viridiplantae, Streptophyta, Magnoliopsida, Lamiales, Lamiaceae. Bases 30 to 1448 code for a protein of 472 amino acids.
CAUUGGAAGCAUUCAUCAAAGCUUAAUCUAUGGCUGCAGUUUCCGGCAACAAACCUCAUGUAUUGGCGGUUCCACUCCCUGCCCAAGGCCACGUGAAGCCGCUGAUGAGCCUCUGCCGCCAAAUAGCCAAACACGGCAUUAAGGUCACCUUUGUUAACGCCCAAUCUAUACAUCACAAAAUAUUUUCUGCAUCUGCUGCUGAAGAAGAAGAUGAUAAUGAUUCCGACGCCAACAUAGUGAUGACGGCAGUCCCCGACGGGCUAUCGCCCGAGCACGAUCCGAACAACCCCUUUACCCUGUUUGAAACUCUUCCGAAGACGAUGCCGCAAACAUUGCCAGAAUUGAUUGAGAGGAUUAACGGUGACAAUCCAGACCAGAAAAUCAGCUGUGUGAUCGCUGAUCUUUCGUUUGGGUGGGUUUCGGAGAUAGCACAAAAAAUGGGAGCUGAAUUUGUGGGCUUUUCAACCCCUUCCUUUGCGUCCUUCGCCAUACUGCUUCACAUUCCAAACCUCAUUCAACAAGGAUAUCUUGACACAAACGGAUCACCGGAGAGAAGUGACAUGAUCAGGCUCUCCGACGAAAUAGCAGGCUGGAGAAACAAUGAGUUUCCAUGGAGCUUUCCCGGCGACCUCAAACAUCAAAAGAUUAUCUUCCACUGUGUCCAAUCAUACAAAGCUGCUGAUAAAGCAAACUGCUUGCUUUCCAAUACUUGCUAUGAACUCGAACCCGCAGCUUGCGACUUACACCCAAAUAUCCUCCCUGUCGGGCCGCUGCAUUUAGUCGAGGCGGCGAAGACGCCGGAGAAAUCUCGUUCCAAUUCCGGCAACUUUUACGCUCAAGAUACAUCCUGCUUGAUCUGGCUGGACACCAAACCCUCUGGCUCAGUGGUGUACGUUUCUUUCGGCAGCUUUGCAGUUUCCUAUGAACAACAACAGCUGGAUGAACUGGCCCUCGGGCUCGAGCUUUCGGGCCGGCCUUUUCUGUGGGUUGUCAAGCGGGACAUUGCGAACGGGCCGCAUGCCGAGUUCCCAGACGGGUUUCUGGAGAGGGUGGCCGGGUUUGGGAAGAUUGUUGAGUGGGCGCCGCAGGAUGAUGUUCUCUCUCAUCCUGCUGUUGCGUGUUUUGUGUCUCACUGUGGAUGGAACUCGACUCUCGAAGGCGUUAGCAAAGGGGUGUCGUAUCUUUGUUGGCCAUAUUUUUCGGAUCAAGUACAUAAUGAGAGCUAUAUUUGUGAUAAGUGGGAGAUUGGGUUGAGAAUCGAUUGUGAUGAAAAUGGGAUUAGAUCGAGAUAUGAAAUCAAGAAGAAGAUCGACAUGGUUUUAUCUGAGAGUAGGUUUAAAGAAAAUGCAUUGAAACUCAAGGAAACGUGUGCCAAGAGUGUUGCUGAAGGGGGUUCAUCUUAUAAGAAUUUGAUGACAUUUAUCGAUCAUCUUAAAGAAAGUGCAUAAUAUAAUAUUU